ACGAUUCAGUCGCGGCCGAUCCGCCACGCUGCGAGCUUUGUCGUCGUUAAAGUGCACGCACGCACGCACGCGCACGCACAUACACACACACACAUACACAUACACAUAAACACACACACACACACACAACACACACAUACACAUAUACCUAGACUGAUAGACAGUCGGACUGAACGCGCGUGCGUUUACGCGUUUUCGUCCUCGCGCGCGUACGUACGCAAGCACAUACAUACAUACAUACAUACAUACAUAGAUACAUACAUACAUACACACAAAUGUAUUAUUACGAUUAAAAAAGAAAAAAAGAAAAAGGAAAAAUUUGCUUCUCCUCUUUUUCGUCAUUUUUUUAAAGACCAUUCGAUGUAUUUAGUUGAUUUAUAAAAUGACGAACGUCGUGAAUAAUCUAAAUCAUCGUAGAAAGUGAUCUUUCCUUUUUGCAGCGUGUGCUUCUAUUCUUUCUUUCUUUCCUUUUUUUUUUUUUUUCUUUCCUUCUUUCUCUUUCCUUUUUUUUUUUCCCUCCUUGUACUCUUCUCUCAUGGUGUUGUUGACAGUGUGAAAAUUCGACGUUGAGAAGAGGAGAAGAGGGGUGGGGGUGGGGGGUGGGGAGAGAAGGAGAACGAAGAACAUUUUGUUUUUAUUAAGAACAAGGACAUUUUUAUUUUCAUUGUUGUUAUUCGUCGUCGUCGUCGUCCUUGUCCUUGUUCUCGUCCUUGUCCUUGUCCUCGUCCUUGUCUUCUUCUUCGUCGUCGUAAGUCAUUGUUGUUCUCUUGAAACUUUAACGUUCAUUCAAACGAUCAACGUUGAUCGAUUUAAGAUCGUGUCAAGGUAUAUCGUUAAAAGGAUCCUAAAGUAUCGCAGGAGGAUACGUGUACGUACGUACUCGAUUAAACAAUGAUUUAUUAUCGUCGUAAAUCGUAAAUUCGAAUUAUACGUAUAUUUCGCGAUUCGAUUAAUAAUUUUAAUAAUAAUAAUAAUAAUAAUAAACAAAAACAGCAAUAGGAAUAACAACAACAACAACAACAACAACAACAACACCAAUAAAAACAACAAUAACAACACCGAGACUUCGUAGUAAUAAAGAUCGAUAGAUCGAAACCAAUCGAGUGAGAUCGAUCGAUGUGCCGUGAAGAUAAACGAAACAAGGUGUUAUCAAUUUCGAUUUUUCUCUAUAAAAUCUAACCGCAAACCCUCCUCUUCUGUCUCAUCCCCGUUUAAAAUCUAUUUCUCUCUAACAUCCCCCACCUCCUGUCUCUCCUCUCAAUUCACCCCACAUCCAUUUCCCACCCUUCCACUUCACUCCACUACCCCAUUUCGUUUGGUCGAAUUUAUACGCGGGAAAAGUCUUUUUCUUUGCUUUACGUUUUCGAAUGUUACGAGUGAAUUAAUAAUCGAGAAAGAUCUUUAAUUAAACGUAAUCGUUAAUUUGAUUUGUUUAAGUGAAAUGUAUAAUAAAUAAGAGAAGGGAAGGGAAAGGAACAAAAAGAAUAGACGAAAAAGAACAACAAUAAUAACAACAACAAGGCAACAACAACGAAAGAAGAUGGAUGACGAUGAUCGAGGUGAUGUUAUUCGAGAGGACGAGAGUAUACGAAGAUGAAAAGAAAAGAAGAGGAAGAACGUUCGAUCGUCGAACGUCAUCGUCCCGAGUACCCAUCGUCGUCGUCGUCGUCGUCGUCGUCGUCGUUGCUGCCGACGUCGUCAUCGUCGUUGUUGUUGCUGCUGACGUCGUCAUCGUCAUCGUCAUCAUCGUCGCCGUCGCCGUUGUUGUUGGCGGCUAGUUAGCAAGCCGAGGAUGAUGCGCGCGUGUACCUCCGUGCUCCUCGGGAUUCCUGGGUCAGCGACGAUUAAUUAUCGACAAUCGCUUAAGGAGGAACGAUACGAUGAGGAUCGGUCUAAUGUUAAACUUCCUUGGGAUAUCCAUGACGUAAGAUCUUAGUUUAUAAUUUGGCUGCUCGAAAAGAAGAGCAGCUGUUCUAAAUAAGGAGAAAGAAAGAAAGGAAAGAAAGGAAGGAAGGAAGGAAGGAAGAGAAAGAAAUAAAUAUAGAAAGAGAAGAGACAGAAAAAGUGAGAGAUAUAUAGAGUGUUAAAUAGAUAAAUAAAUAUAUAUAUAUAUAUACAUAUAUAUAUAUAUAUAUGUAUAUAUAUAUAUAUGUAUAUAUAGGAGUUUUGAUGAUAGAAUGACGAUGCUAACGACAGCGUCUGAUAGUCCGGAGGCCUCGUUGAUCGGCGUGACGUCGGUCCUGGACUUAGCCUCAGGGAGUAAUCUCAGUUCAUCUAACAACAUAACAAAUGGGGAAGAGUCAAAGGAUCAGGAUCCAUGGCGCGACGUAUCAUUGACCAUAUUAAAGGGUUGUAUACUUGGUUGGAUCAUAGUUAUGGCGGUAUUUGGUAAUUUAUUAGUGAUGGUGUCUGUAAUACGUCAUAGAAAAUUACGGAUUAUAACGAAUUAUUUCGUUGUCUCGCUCGCGCUCGCGGACAUGUUAGUUGCCAUGUUCGCUAUGACAUUUAAUGCCAGCGUACAGAUAUACGGUCGAUGGCUUUUCAGUCAUUUCAUGUGCGACGUUUGGAACUCAUUGGACGUCUACUUCAGUACUAGCUCGAUUCUCCACUUGAUGUGCAUCUCGGUUGAUCGUUAUUAUGCGAUCGUGAAGCCUCUCAAGUAUCCCAUCAAGAUGACGAAGAGAGUGGUAGCUUGUAUGCUGCUAGCUUGCUGGUUAUCACCGGCCAUCAUAUCGUUCGUACCGAUAUUCAACGAUUGGUAUACCACCAGUGAACACAGCGCACACCGACAGACCCAUCCAGAAACGUGUUUGUUUCGCGUUAACACUGGUUACGCGAUUAUAUCGUCGUGCAUAUCAUUUUGGAUACCUUGUACGAUAAUGAUGCUUACAUAUUACUCGAUCUUUAAAGAGGCAAAUCGUCAAGAAAAACAAAUGCACAGUCGUUUAGGUAACGCCAUGUUAAUGGGCCAUAGAUCGAGUAAAGAUCUGAACAAUCUUAAUGGUGAAUUAAAUAGUGCCGGUUCAUCGAAAACAUUAACCCUCAACGAGAUAAAUACCGAUCAAUUGCAUACCCCUACAAAGGACAAGAACAUAAUGAAGAUGAAGAGGGAACAUAAGGCUGCUAGGACACUCGGAAUAAUAAUGGGCACCUUCAUACUCUGCUGGUUACCAUUCUUUCUAUGGUACGUCAUAACAGCACUGUGCAAGACGUGUCCCUGUCCCGAUAUCGUCAUUGCUAUAUUAUUUUGGAUAGGAUAUGCCAAUUCGGCGUUAAAUCCGCUGAUAUACGCAUACUUCAAUCGUGACUUUCGGGAAGCUUUCAAGAACACCCUACAGUGCGCCUUUUGUUCACUCUGCAAACGGCAGCCGUCCGAUCUCGAAGCAUUGAACUUCCGCCGGCCAUCCCUAAGGUACGAUGAUCGCACGAAGAGCAUAUACACGGAAACUUACAUCAUCAAGCACAACGACCGUCGGAGAUCGAGCGAAUUCGGCAGCAGCCUUUGAGAGACUACAUUUUAAUGUGACCUCGAGUCGUACGGUGUUUCUGUGUUCGUAAGAAAUAAAAUAUUCGUUGUGAUUAUUA
Vespa crabro (European hornet) is the source of this 3585-nucleotide messenger RNA. It is a transcript of the gene Octbeta2R, whose product is annotated as octopamine receptor beta-2R. The transcript is spliced from 4 exons. The record is from RefSeq and is a predicted model, not a curated record. Lineage: Eukaryota; Metazoa; Arthropoda; Insecta; Hymenoptera; Vespidae. Gene Ontology annotation, cellular component: membrane. Gene Ontology annotation, molecular function: octopamine receptor activity. Gene Ontology annotation, biological process: adenylate cyclase-activating adrenergic receptor signaling pathway. The coding region runs from base 2178 to 3506 and encodes 442 amino acids.